ACCGGACCCCACAGCGAGCUUCGUUCUGUGCUCGCAAGUGAGAGGGAGGCGUGCAGACUCCCCAGGUCCCUCCCAGGAUCAGCCAGAACACCCAUGGUAGAAGGCUGGGGCUCCUUACUUCACUUUCCUCAAGUGUAGAUUGGGAGUUCUCUAUGCCCUAGUGUUAGAAGCCAUCAGGUCAGGUGUCAUGUCUAGUAAGGAAAGGACUAGAAGCCCAGGACUCUGGGUCUUCUCCUCUGAUACAAAGGAGGCACUGCUGCUGAGUUUGGUGCCUGAGCUGACUCAGUUGGUGACAGCAUGACAAGUGAGGUGAUAGAAGACGAGAAACAGUUCUAUUCGAAGGCCAAGACGUACUGGAAGGAAGUCCCGCCCACAGUGGACGGCAUGCUCGGGGGGUAUGGCCACAUCUCCAGCAUCGACAUCAGCAGCUCCCGGAAGUUCCUGCAGAGGUUUUUGAGGGAAGGCCCAAACAAGACGGGGACCUCCUGUGCCCUGGACUGUGGGGCCGGAAUAGGCAGGAUCACCAAGCGACUGCUGCUGCCACUCUUCGCGGUGGUGGACAUGGUGGACGUGACAGAAGACUUUCUGGUCAAAGCCAGGACGUACCUGGGGGACGAGGGCAAGAGGGUGAGGAACUACUUCUGCUGCGGCCUCCAGGACUUCAGCCCCGAGCCCAGCUCCUACGAUGUCAUCUGGAUCCAGUGGGUGAUAGGCCACCUGACCGAUCAGCACCUGGCGGAGUUCCUACGGCGCUGCAAGCAGGGCCUGCGCCCCAAUGGCAUCAUUGUCAUCAAAGACAACAUGGCCCAGGAGGGCGUGAUCCUGGACGACGUGGACAGCAGCGUGUGCCGGGACCUCGAGGUGGUCCACAGGAUCGUCCGCAGCGCAGGCCUCAGCCUCCUAGCCCAGGAGCGCCAGGAGAACCUCCCCGAUGAGAUCUACCACGUCUAUAGCUUAGCCCUGAGAUGAGCAGGGGAUGGCAGGAGAAAGGGACCAGUGUGGGGUGGGGGGCUGGCAGCCGGGCAAGACCCAGAGGCUCCAUGAUGAUGGUUCGGGAGUGCUGAGUGAGACUGCUAAAUAUACCUGUCUGCCGUCCGUCACUAGACUCUUUUUCAAAAGGCAUAAUGGGACCCAGUGGGGAGGGCACCACUGGACAGAGCAGUGAGGCUGGGGCCUGGCUCUGUGGCCCUGAGAGGCAGGGACCGGGCAGUGCAGACCAUGGGACUCCAGGGCCCCUGGGGCUCCCCACGUGGGAAUACAGCGAUCCCACCACAAGUGGGAGAUUUUCUGGAUCUCCCUUUCAACCACCCAGCCUUCCAGCCACAGGCCUGGGUGCCUUAAGAGGAAGAGAACUCUCGGUUGUUGAGGACUUUUUCCCUUGGGGGGAGGAGAGGAGCCGGGCCGUGGAGCCUGCAGCUGCUGGGGAUGUUCACGUUCUGAGGCCUGUUUGGUGAUGGGAGCCCUGGUGUCCCUAAUGUGAUCGUCACAAUGGGCUACAGCAAGGGAAGUCUGCAGCCUCACUCCUGGCUGUGCCCUGCAGCUCCUCCUUGGUGAGCAUUUUCAGUCAAAAAAUAAAAGGGUAAAUCCUGUACUGGGAAGGCCCUAGCCAGUC
Molecule: messenger RNA, 1612 nt
Organism: Leptonychotes weddellii (Weddell seal)
Lineage: Eukaryota; Metazoa; Chordata; Mammalia; Carnivora; Phocidae
Source: RefSeq, a predicted model, not a curated record